Molecule: messenger RNA, 1559 nt
Organism: Sipha flava (yellow sugarcane aphid)
Lineage: Eukaryota; Metazoa; Arthropoda; Insecta; Hemiptera; Aphididae
Exons: 6
Coding region: 118-1236 (372 amino acids)
Biological process (GO): sensory perception of taste
Cellular component (GO): membrane
Source: RefSeq, a predicted model, not a curated record
UGACGUGGCCGCGUCGUUGCGAUAAAUCGUUAACAAUCGUUUCGCGGUGAUAUUACCGCGCUCGAUGGGUGGCUUCGAGUUUUGAUCAAACGUUUCCCGCACGGUUUUCGGUAAAAAAUGUCGGUGACAAACAAAGAUUUUUACGAAGACGUGAGGCCCACGUUGAUGUUGUAUAAAAUUAUCGGCAUAACAAGUCUUAAAAAUGUGUUCUACGGCCAAUUUUACUUCCAAUGGGGAUCCAAUUUUAUAUGGCCAGUGGUGACUUACCUAACGCCUUGCUAUCUGUUUGUGACCAAAGCUGUGACGUACCCGACGGCUACGCUGUGGUUUUGGACGGUCAAUUUCAUCGUGCGGGAGUUCUUAAGUCAACUGACCUCGAUCUACGUGGACACACAUCUACCGAAAAUCAUCGAGAAAACCAAUCGGUUCGACACGGAACACGGUCGGCCCACGGAACAGAGGACUCGGCCGCGUUACUACAUGAUCGCCUACCUGGGAUGCACGUUGAUGCUGCUCACUUGCGCCUGUAUCGAUAUUUUGCUGAACAAAUUGUCGGUUAAAGUCAUCUUCGAAUCGAUGUUAAGGUACAUGAGCUCGAUAUUCCCGCUGCUGUACCUGCUGUUCUGCGACGAGAUGUGCAUGCGGUUCCGGUCGCUGCGAACGCGGUGGCGCACCGAGGUGGCCAAGGUGUUGGCGUCCACGUCGCGGGCCACGUGCCACGCGCUGGAGUCCGAGCGGCUGGCGCACGCCCAGCUCUGCGACCUCGUCGAAGAGAUCCGAGUAGCGUUCGGACCCCGGCUCACCACGUACCUGCUGUUCGUGUUCCUCGAGCACCUGGCCCGGUUCUACUUCGACACGUACGUGAUGCCCACGCACCGGCGCAAGCACUCCACUCUGGAGAUCCUGGGCGUCAGCCAGCUGGAGUCGCUCAUGUUCCUGGCACACGCCUGGAUCGGCACGUACCUGGUCGCCUACCUGUCCGACGCGCUCACCGAAUCCAGCAAAGAAAUAAUAACAGAUUUAAGAAACAUACCAAUAUGGAAAUUACCACAAGACUGCUGUGAACAGGUUACAUUUUUCAUGUCUCAAGUACAGAAUUCGCAAACUAUUAUUACGGCGUCUGGUCUCUUUACGGUCAAUAAAACUAUUUUAUCAUCAAUAAUUAUAUCAUUGGCUACGUACAUAAUAGUAAUCAUACAGUUGUCGCCCGACUUGGGGCGCAUAUUUGUCGAGUAAAUUACGCAAUACCAAUAAUCAUAAGUAACAAACACAUUUAGCAAUGUGAUCUUACUAAACAAUAACACACAAUCCUACGCACGACGGCGACUUAGUCGAUGCACUCUUCGGGGCACGCCCAUAAAAUAGAACGAAAAAAAAAAUGAAAAUAAAUGAAAAAAAAAAUAAAAAAAACACGUUGAGGAAUUUUUCGUACACUUCAGGCAUAAUCGUUUGCCCUUCAAAAAAUUCAUAUUUACAAUCACCGUCACAUUUAGUUUACCCGUUUGGAUUGAUCUCGUUUUGGUCGAGUGUAUUUUCACCCAGGAAGUUGAGUCCAACGU